CUAGAGUCUGCAUGUCGUGACUUGUCAAAUACAAUAACAAAUUCAUAAAAAAGGAAAAUAAAGUAUCCAACCCAAAUGUCUCUGGAGUGAUCCCACAUGACAGUUAGUGUUGAGUAAUUCAUGCCCCGCGUGCGCGCGCACUGCCACCCUGCCCCCUCCCCGCUGCUCGCUCUCCAGGUUGUAGGUGGGAUGCUCUGAGGAGCAUGCCUGAGUUUGUCUUGCGCUGGACUCGAACACUGAUUCAGCAUGAGGAGCUUCCUGCACACACCUGGCGCUUCCCCCCAACAAGCAUUGACAGGAAACACGUUGGGACUUUGGUUCUCCUCCUCUGCGCUGCAUCUCCAAAGGACCGCUUAGAUCUUUCUCUCCUCAGCGACCACUUUCUCAAAGGGAUUAAGUCCAGCAGAAGGAGAGCAUCAUAGACACUCUUCCUGCAAACAGGUGUUUCCAACCAGAGGCUUAGCCCUGUGCUUCACUGCGCUCCACUCACCUGCGCGUAAUGAUGUCCAACUACUUGGUGACACCAAGAGGAUGAGGCGGUUGAAAGGAAAUGCUGCGUGUUUCUGUGACUGUUCUCACAGCUUUGGAUGAAAAGUCUUAUUAUUUUGGAGUUUUACGCACAAAGUGAUCUUCUGAACAUGAUCUGAGCUGUGCGGACCCAAUUCACGCAACUGUUUAGCGCACUUUGCUCAUUCUUUUCUGUGUCGCUUCCGAUUCUGUCUUGGAUGGACUCCUCCAGAAACCCGUUUUUGAUCUGAGGGCGUUUGAUUGCAUUCAAGCUUCUUUGGAAAUUUUUCCAUCUUCUCCAAAAGCGCUGCCAAACUGGCUAUGGCGGCGGCUAUUGCCAGCUCCCUCAUAAGGCAAAAGAGGCAGGCGAGGGAGCGGGAGAAGUCCAAUGCCUGCCGCUGCGUCAGCAGCCCCAGCAAGACCAAAGGGAAUUGUGAGAAGCCCAGCCGACUGAACGUCUUCUCACGAGUCAAACUCUUUGGCUCAAAGAAGAGGAGAAGGAGAAGACCAGAACCCCAGCUGAAGGGGAUCGUGACGAAGCUGUACAGUCGACAAGGCUUCCAUCUGCAGUUGCAGGCAGAUGGAACCAUUGAUGGAACAAAGGAGGAGGACAGUGGUUACACCAUGUUCAACCUCAUUCCAGUGGGGCUGCGAGUGGUGGCCAUCCAGGGGGUGCAAACCAAACUGUUUUUGGCCAUGAACAGUGAGGGCUACUUGUACACAUCGGAACACUACACACUAGAGUGCAAAUUCAAGGAGUCGGUGUUCGAGAACUACUACGUGACAUACUCCUCCAUGGUUUACCGGCAGCAGCAGUCGGGCAGGGGCUGGUACCUCGGUCUGAACAAGGAAGGCGAAAUCAUGAAGGGUAACCAUGUCAAGAAGAACAAGCCAGCAGCCCACUUUCUUCCCAAGCCUCUAAAGGUGGCGAUGUACAGAGAGCCAUCACUCCAUGACUUGACAGAGUUUUCCCGUUCUGGUAGCGGCACGCCCACCAAGAGCCGGAGUGCCUCAGCUGUUCUCAACGGAGGCAAAGCUGUGAGCCAGAAUGAAUCCACGUAGCCCGGCAACCAAACCCAGGACUGAGACAGAACCACGAAACCUUACCUCUCGCAGAGCGUGAAUCCAAGCAAACUUGUUUUCUCCAAUUCAGCGUUUCAGGACAACAAUCCACACAGAAACUGUUCUGUGCCAUCCUGAUCAGUUAUCAUCAAAUCCAUUUUUAGAAACCUGACAUCAUAUAAUCAUUCUUAAAAAUAAAGACUUUACAUGUUGAUUUGCAUUUAAAACUUAUUUAUCACCUCUGUCGCUCUCUUAGUGAAGACCAUGUACUAGUUUCUCACCUUUUUCUUAUUCUGUUUUCGUCCUUAAUUCCUGUAACCUUUAUUUGAUCAUGCAAACAGACGGCAUUCGUACAUCUCACUGACAGGAAGUUAGAUCAAAAGGCUUUCAGGGCAGCCGGUAAUGGUGCUGGUCCACAAGGCUGCAGACUUACAGUAAAGCCCGGUCUCUGUCUCAUCCAUGCUUCUGUGAAUAUAAAGCCUAUAAACUCCCUGGUAUGCCACAGCCUUGUGCUACUGGCCAGCAAGAUGGUAGCUCUUCUGUGUCCUCGUGCACACGCUCAGUGACUGAGCUCUUUAGCAUGGGAAAAUGAACCCUAUGUUCAACUGACCUAAAGUUUAAGGGGCAGUGUGGCAUUCUUGCAGCUUUUGUUUUUUUCUUUCAGAAAUGCCACAGUUUUUUUGUGAGUUUUCUGAUUCAGCUGAGAGGAUUUUUAUUCAACAACUCCCCCCCACCCCUUCUCCCGAUUGUCCUCUGCCUUUUUCCAUUGUUCAGCAUUAAUUUGUUCUACAGUUUUUAAGAUGGGUCUCAGCAAACCAAAGACAGAUUGAAAGAGUGUCCCUUUAAGCUGCUGAAAAACAAGCCAACAUAAAGGCAAAGCUGGAUUGUUGUUUCCAUUGUACAUUUUUGAUGAAGAAAAGCAAAGAUCUGGUGAAAAAAGGAACCGUGGACAAAGGAAGUGAUUUUUGUCACGCUGGCAGAACGCUGGAUUUAGUGACUUUUUGCUGACAUGAUGGUCAAAGAAAAUAACUCCUCAUUGUCCCCAUUCCCUUCUGUUCUAACUGUGUCACACUGUCCUCGUUAUCUGUUUCUUCCCUCUGUGUUGUGUCAUACCUCAACUCCCUUGCCUUCCUUUUUUGACCGAUACAGCUCACCGUAGGAAUAUGGUUGGAGCUUCUUCCCAGGAUGCUUGUUAUGUGUUUGAGUAACUUAUUGUGGUGACAAUUUUUUCUAUAUUUAAGAAAAAAAAAGAAUACUGUGGACUUUUAGGUGGCUUAACAUUUUAUAGGACACGUCUUAUUUGUAAAAGUUAAAAGAAAACAAACAAAAAAACAAAAACAAGUGGACAUCCUCCCUUUCUUUCACAGGGCAUGAACACAAAUAUGUACGAAAGACCCUUUUUGUGGGCUAUGUACUCUUCCCUUCAGCUACAUAACUUAUUUCUGGUACAUGCUUUGGGAAACACUCUUUUCUUGGUUUCCUCUGGAGGGGGUUUGUAUUAGAUGAACCUAUCUGUUGCAUGGGCGAAAGCAGGAAAAUGCUGGACUAGAGCUGCAUGAUGUAGGCUAUGUGUAUUAACCCAUGUUGGAUCAUGUGUUCCAAACUACAGGCUAAAUCUGAUGAAAACAAUAUAUACAGGCAGUCAGCCUGACUGCCCAAUUACUUCCAGUUGUUUAUUAUUUGUUGUAUACACAAAAAUGCACUGAAUAAAAUGUUUAUAUUAAGAUAUACUUUUAAAA
Messenger RNA from Oryzias melastigma (Indian medaka), 3308 nucleotides. RefSeq names its product fibroblast growth factor 13a (gene fgf13a). Gene Ontology annotation, molecular function: fibroblast growth factor receptor binding; growth factor activity. Bases 829 to 1569 code for a protein of 246 amino acids. Lineage: Eukaryota; Metazoa; Chordata; Actinopteri; Beloniformes; Adrianichthyidae. The record is from RefSeq and is a predicted model, not a curated record. The transcript is spliced from 5 exons. Gene Ontology annotation, biological process: positive regulation of gene expression; positive regulation of protein phosphorylation; regulation of cell migration. Gene Ontology annotation, cellular component: cytoplasm.